Molecule: messenger RNA, 1625 nt
Organism: Carassius carassius (crucian carp)
Lineage: Eukaryota; Metazoa; Chordata; Actinopteri; Cypriniformes; Cyprinidae
Gene: hprt1l
Product: hypoxanthine phosphoribosyltransferase 1, like
Exons: 9
Coding region: 427-999 (190 amino acids)
Biological process (GO): hypoxanthine metabolic process; IMP salvage; purine ribonucleoside salvage
Molecular function (GO): magnesium ion binding; hypoxanthine phosphoribosyltransferase activity
Source: RefSeq, a predicted model, not a curated record
CGGCUCAAUCAGAUUAGUGGGUAAAAUGGAUUGUGACGUCAGGGUUUAGGAAGCGUCGCGUUGCCGUUGACUUCACGCACAGCAGGCGCGCGCUUCACCCGGACGCGCGCAGACCGAGCUGUUCUCCUCCCGCAGACAGACGCCGGCGGCAUGAGCUGAGUCCACCGACACCGACACCGGCCUGAAGCACAAACAGCAGAAUGACCGCGUAUCUGGAGGUAAGAGACGCUCGCUCGCGCACUGAACGAGACGCGCGUCGGAUGGAGACUCUUCGCGUUUCGACAGGUUCAUGAGAUAGCUGAUGACAGCAAAGGGCACGAGCUGAGUCUGUUCUGUGUGCCGAAACACUACGAGGAGGAUCUGGACAGUGUCAUUAUACCCAGUGGCCUCAUUAAAGACCGGAAUCUCUUGACUGACAUUUUUGGCAUGGCAUCAGCCAGCUUUAAUGAAUGCAUUAAUGUGAAAACACUCUGCAGGACUGAGAGGUUGGCCAGAGAUAUCGUUCGGGACAUGGGCGGCCAUCAUAUCGUGGCCCUCUGCGUUCUGAAAGGAGGGUAUAAGUUCUUCGCGGACCUGAUGGAUUUCAUCAAGACGUUGAAUCAAAACAGCGAUAAGUCUGUGCCACUGACUGUGGACUUCAUUCGGCUGAAGAGCUACUCGAAUGACCAGUCUACAAACUGUGUGAAGGUUAUUGGAGGAGAUGAAUUAUCUGCCCUUACUGGCAAAAAUGUGCUCAUAGUUGAGGACAUUGUAGAGACAGGCAGAACUAUGGAAACACUGCUCAAACUAUUAAAUGAAUGUCAUCCUAAAAUGGUGAAGGUCGUCAGUUUACUUGUGAAACGGACCCCCAGGAGCUCAGGGUACCGUCCAGACUAUAUUGGAUUUGAAGUUCCUGAUAAGUUCCUAGUGGGAUAUGCUUUAGACUACAAUGAAUAUUUCAGGGAUUUGAGUCAUAUCUGUAUAUUAAGUGACAGAGCCAAAGAGAAAUAUAAAGUAUGAUAUGACACCCACGUCCUGGAUGCAUGAAGACAAAGAUCACUGUGAAUUAUUAUUAUUAUUAUUAUUAUUAUUAUAUAUUUUUUUGUUAUUGUAAAAUAAUUUUUCUACAUGCCGUCUGAAAUGAUUAAUGAGCUCCUGAAACAUGGAUUCCCAAAGAUCAGUGAUCACAGUUUAGUGUUGCAGUGAAUGAGAGCGAGUCUUGAAUCUAAUUUUAAUUGUCAUUACUGGGAGUUGCCUCUUUGUGGAUUGUUUGGACUGAGGCCUUAGCUAAAUUGAUUUUAUUUUGAUCUUAUGUUGGCUAAUACAAGUUUGGAUAUAGCGCUCAGAGACAGCAGAGUUGAUCAAUGUUAGCUGGUUAUUGUUAUUAAUAUAUUGACUCCAGAUUAUCCACACACUGAGUUAUUGAAAUUUAGUUUUUUUGCUUACAAUAAAGUAUCACUGACAAUGCUAUUUUAUUUUUUGUCCUGGUUGUUUUGAAAACAGUAAGUCCAAUAGUUGAACUGUAUGAUUGUGUAUGUGAUAUUUACCUGUUUACUGCCACCAAAACUAUGGAAAUUGACAAGCUGUUACGAAAGAGAAAUAAACGUUUCUCCAAAGAAAAAAGCAAUAAAAGCAGCAUAGAAUGA